AUUUCAAAUGACUUCAUCACCUUUAAAAAUAACACUAAAAUUAUCUGGACCAAAAUCAGCUGAAAUAUCUCAACCUCCUUCACCAGCUUCUAACAAAAAUAUAAACAUAAAGGAAGAUGACACAUCUUCAGUGGAUAGUCCUCGUAAAAAAUCUAAGCCAAACAAUAGUCGCAAUCGAAAGAUCAAAACGGAGGGAACACCAGUACCAGACACGCCUAAUACAGUAGAGGAAGAAACGGUUGAUGAAACUCCUAAUAGUCAUAUGAAUAGACGUACUGGAGUAGGAAUACAGAGCAAUUAUAACAAUUCAACACUUACAUUAAAAGACUUGAUGAAGUAUAAAGACAUUAAAGUUAGAAAAUGGGCAAUAAAGCCGCUUAUAUUUUAUACUUUAGACGGUGCAGAAGUUAAAAUUCCAUCUUGGCAGUCAGAGGAAGAAAUGAAAAUCAAUGAACAAACAACAGAACCAAUCACUGUUUCAGAAAUAGAUCAAUUAUUUUCAUCAACUGCAGGCGAAAAAGAUUUUCGACCUUUUCUUUGUACUCAACCUGGCUGUUCAAAAGCAUUUACAUCAUAUGAUCAGCUUCAGACUCAUGAAACAAAUAUGCACGGUACUAAGAAAUUAGUCUGUGGCAUUGAUGGAUGUCACAAGAGUUUUGUAACCACAGGUCAAUUAACUAAGCAUCGUAAAAUGGUUCAUUUCAGGGCUGCAAGGAAAGCAAAGUUAGCAGCAGCAGCAGCAGCAGCAGAAGUAGAAACAGUAGAAACGCCAGUGUCAGCAUUAGAAGAUAAGGAUGAAGAAGUAAUUAUUAAUGGCGGGGAUAAUGAAAGUGUUGAUAUUUCGGCUUCAUAAAUAUAUAAAUAUCU
Messenger RNA from Cokeromyces recurvatus, 867 nucleotides. RefSeq lists its product as uncharacterized. The record is from RefSeq and is a predicted model, not a curated record. Gene Ontology annotation, biological process: regulation of transcription by RNA polymerase II. The coding region runs from base 8 to 853 and encodes 281 amino acids. Gene Ontology annotation, cellular component: transcription regulator complex; PcG protein complex. NCBI's taxonomy places the organism in Eukaryota, Fungi, Mucoromycota, Mucoromycetes, Mucorales, Mucoraceae. The transcript is spliced from 4 exons. Gene Ontology annotation, molecular function: RNA polymerase II cis-regulatory region sequence-specific DNA binding; DNA-binding transcription factor activity, RNA polymerase II-specific.